This is a messenger RNA of Guillardia theta CCMP2712, 288 nucleotides long. RefSeq lists its product as hypothetical. The transcript has a single exon. Lineage: Eukaryota; Cryptophyceae; Pyrenomonadales; Geminigeraceae. The record is from RefSeq and is a predicted model, not a curated record. The annotation marks the transcript as partial.
GGAUCGAGCCAGACCGGUCCCCCCAGAGGAGGAACGAGCGAGACCGGUCCCCCCAGGGAAGGGUACAGAGAGACCGGUCCCCCCAGAGGAGGAACGAGCGAGACCGGUCCCCCCAGGGAAGGGUACAGAGAGACCGGUCCCCCCAGAGGAGGAACGAGCGAGACCGGUCCCCCCAGGGAAGGGUACAGAGAGACCGGUCCCCCCAGAGGAGGAACGAGCGAGACCGGUCCCCCCAGGGAAGGGUACAGAGAGACCGGUCCCCCCAGAGGAGGAACGAGCGAGACCGGU